Rotaria sordida is the source of this 1127-nucleotide messenger RNA. The record is from the annotation of a GenBank genome assembly. Lineage: Eukaryota; Metazoa; Rotifera; Eurotatoria; Philodinida; Philodinidae.
AUUUUGCUUUAAUUUAGUGAUAUCAAAUAAUAAUAAUAAAAGUUUAAAUCAAUUUAAACAAUUAAAUGAUAAUCAAGAUGAAAUAAAUAAAUGUGAUGAUGAUAAUAAAAGAAUUUAUUCAUUUAACCCUUUCCGGCCGGAUGUUUCCAUAUGGAAACAUUUUCCCCUAUAGGGGUACGGCAUUUUUCAAAUAGCCGGCCGGAAAGGGUUAAAACUAAUAAACUAACUUCAACAAGUAGAUAGACAUUUGUUUCAGUCAUUCGUCUUUUUUUGUUAAAAUAGAAAUCUUUUUUUUAAAAGAAGAUUCAAUUGAUGCAUAUUUAUCAAAAUGUGAAUUAGGUAAAUCAUCAAAAUAUUCUCAUAUAAAAUUAUCACCAAUAAAUAAAGAUUGUGAACUUGGAAGAUUAGAUUUUGAAAUUGUUUGGAAACAAUCUGAAUAUAAUUUAAUAAUAAGAUUAUUUCGAUUAGACAAACUUCGAUCAAAUAAUCAAAAUCAAUAUUCUCAUAUUUAUCUUAAAUUAGAUCUUCUACCAGCUAUUCACAAAUCAACUGAAUUAAAAAGUGGUAUGAUUGAUAAAAGAAUAAAUGGUGAUAUCAAUGAAACACUUGUUUAUGAUGGUGUAUCAUUAGAUGAUAUCAAUUAUAAAUCAGUUAAAUUCUUGGUCUAUGAUAAAGAUUCAUCUGUUAAUCACUUUCUUGGUGAAUAUCGUUUUAAAUUAUCAACAAUUCAAUCUGAUCAAUAUCAGAUUUAUUCGGUUUAUUUACAAAAUAAAACUGAUUGUGAAAAUGAUGAAGAUAUAAAUGAACGUGGAAAAAUUUUAAUUAGUCUUAUGUAUUCAAAUGAAACAUCAAAUUUUCAUGUUAAAAUAAAACGAGCUUGUUAUUUAUUACCAAUUGAUACUGAUCGUAAAUCAAAUCCUUAUUGUCAAUUAUGCUUAUUUUCAUUUGAUCAUUUAUCGAACAAAUUGAAUUUUAAAACGGAUAUUAAAAAACAAACUUUGAAUCCACAAUUUAAUCAAGAAUUUAUUUAUAAAAAUAUUCAAUUAAAAAAGUUAAUUAAAAAAACAUUACAAAUAACUGUUUAUGAUAAAGAUUUUGGAAAAAAAGACAAUUUUAUUGGUAACUAG